GGCUCGUGUAGAAAAUCACAGCAGAUCUGUGAGAACUGAGAAAAUCCCCAAAUCCACCACUUGGAUUGAUCGACUGACUGACCACAGACAGGCACAGAGAGGCCAAACACAUAGACGGUAUAUGCAUGCAGGCAUGCAUGCUUGCUUGCUCUACUCACAUGGGCAUUCAAGGCGACUAGGUAGGUCUCAACUAGAAGUUUGAGUGCGCCUUUAUGAGUGAAUCUGGGGAAUGCCAUCAUCAUCGACCCGAAUCCAGGAGAGAAGGGGGACAAACUUCAUUGCCUUGUGGGUGUGGGUGUUAGUGGAGGAGAGCGAAUGAGUGAGUGAGUGAGUGAACGCCUCCCUCCCUCCCUGCCUGCCCAUGUCAAUCUUGGGUUGGCAAGUUCGGUAAUCAGCCAGCAGAACGCCCAUCUUUUCAUCCAGUCCGCCGGUCAGUGAGUGAGUGAGUGAGUCAGGGUUGAGAGUGGAAUACGCUCGAAGGCGGGUGGGUCAUGUCGAAUCAGUACUACUUUGUGAUCGUGGGUCAGGGCGACAAUCCCGUGUUCGAGAUGGAGUUCAGCGCCCCGGGCAAGGAGUUCCGCAAAGACGAUCACCGCCAUUUGAACCAAUUCAUCGCCCAUGCCGCCCUUGAUCUGGUCGACGAGCACAUGCUCCGCACGCCCAACAUGUACCUCAAGAUGGUGGACAAAUUCAAUGAAUGGUUCGUUUCCGCCUUUGUCACGGCAUCCCGUCAACGUUUCGUCAUGCUGCACGACGUCAAGAAUGAGGAUGGGAUCAAGAACUUCUUUUCCGAGAUGUACGAGACUUACAUCAAAUGGGUGAUGAAUCCCUUCUACGAGCUGAACUCGCCCAUCAAGUCGCAAGCCUUCGAAAAAAAAGCCCAGUUGUAUGGUCGGAAAUUUCUGACCGGAUAAACUGUCGACUGGGCCGCUCAUGGACCCAUCCGUCCAAGUCCACCCGCCGGCCAACCCAUUACCCGAGCACAGUCCAGGUCCCACCCCAUCGCGCGCCGUUUACGGGUUCGUGUGCCACUUAUUGGGCUGUUUGGCCGGCAUCUUGU
Messenger RNA from Tigriopus californicus, 1060 nucleotides. It is a transcript of the gene Trs20, whose product is annotated as trafficking protein particle complex subunit 2-like. Gene Ontology annotation, cellular component: TRAPP complex; cytoplasm; nucleus. Gene Ontology annotation, biological process: endoplasmic reticulum to Golgi vesicle-mediated transport. The record is from RefSeq and is a predicted model, not a curated record. Lineage: Eukaryota; Metazoa; Arthropoda; Copepoda; Harpacticoida; Harpacticidae. The transcript has 4 exons. Bases 492 to 914 code for a protein of 140 amino acids.